Molecule: messenger RNA, 1415 nt
Organism: Archocentrus centrarchus (flier cichlid)
Lineage: Eukaryota; Metazoa; Chordata; Actinopteri; Cichliformes; Cichlidae
Gene: snapc1b
Product: small nuclear RNA activating complex, polypeptide 1b
Exons: 10
Coding region: 140-1195 (351 amino acids)
Biological process (GO): snRNA transcription by RNA polymerase III; snRNA transcription by RNA polymerase II
Cellular component (GO): snRNA-activating protein complex
Molecular function (GO): sequence-specific DNA binding
Source: RefSeq, a predicted model, not a curated record
CGUAAUAAAUCCCCGACAGACGUCGUUGAUUCCUAUGUUUAUUUUCCGGUACCUCUAAAUAAGAGACGUUGAUGAUCCAUAAUGUAAACUCUGCGGCGUUGUGUUUUAACGUUGACUCGUGUGUGGCGGCAACAGGGCGAUGGAUUUCUGCAGGAAACAGGUGAAAGCGGACUGCGAGGAGCUGCUGAGACGCUUCCAGCAGACACAAUCCGUCCGCUUCGAGAUUUUCGCCAGAAUAUGGAGAAAGAUGGCGUUCUCACAAAUUUUCCAUGGCACUGUGAGUCACGAGAAGCGAAAGUUCAGUCGCCUGAUACUGGAUAUGGCCUCUGUCUUCUUCCUGCCGCCGUUCAGCUUCCAGAUCCGAGUAGGAGGACUUUACCUCCUGUACAGCUUGUAUCAGUGCCAGUCUGCUUCACCCUCAGAGCAGAUCCGUCUGGCACUGAAGGACUGGGCGGAUGUGAAGAUGUUUGAGAAGGACGCUACAGAGGCUCAGCACUUUGAUGUGGUCUACAUCCUCAAACAGCUGAUGUUCUGCAAAGCUUUCCAUUUCACUGCCAUGCCCUCUUUGCUUGCCUACAAUAGGAAGAAAAACGUCGAGAGGUCUCCAAUGGAUGAGAAGUUCAUGGAGCGAGUGUCUCGUCCACAGGAGCUCAUUAACAUAGAGCUGCUGGAUGAAAUGUCCAACAUUCAUCAGCACUACGACAAGCUGAAGGCAUCCACCCUCUCUCUGACAUCAGCACAGUCGGAUCCCUCCAUCAACCUGAUCCGUAAAAACCUCGUCCCUCAGCUGCGCAAAACUGUUAUCGACUUCUACAAGUGGCAGAAAAAGAAGGACAGUCCGCAUAAAGAAGACAACAGUGAGGGAGCGUCAUCCCAGCAGGAGAGUUCCAGAAGAGCAGAGCUCCUUGCUUCCAUCAAAUCGAAGGCAUAUGAACAAGCAGCAGAGGCCUCUAAGUCAAGGCGUCAUCGUCAAGUGGAAGUGGAUUUCACCAGUAGUGAGGCCGGACCCGCCCCAAUGUUAGGUCGCCCCAGAACAACCAAACUAUCACUCAAGGCCAGAACCAUGGAGAACGUCCAUAUUUCAGAUGGCUUGCGGACAGAAGCCACAGCGACCACUAAGAUCAGUCGGCUCGCACAGCUGGAAUCUGCUCGCGAUGAAACACCCAAGCAAUGCAAAAGGUUCAAGUGGUUCUGAAGAAACUGCACAAGACUGGAUCUGCUGUUCAGAGUGUUCACUGAAGUGUGAUAUAUGUUUUGUUAUUGUAAUAAAGGAUGUCAGCGUCCUUCAUGUUUUAAAAGUUUUUAAAUUAGUUUUAGUUUUUACUUUUUCAGAAAACAUGAAACAUGUUAAAUCAAAGUUACAAAAUUACCGUAAGUUAACAAACAUUUUCCAUAAUAAAGCUUAUCUCAAUGUA